Gossypium raimondii (Peruvian cotton) is the source of this 756-nucleotide messenger RNA. Its product is annotated as peptidyl-prolyl cis-trans isomerase CYP18-2. The record is from RefSeq and is a predicted model, not a curated record. Gene Ontology annotation, cellular component: catalytic step 2 spliceosome. Gene Ontology annotation, molecular function: peptidyl-prolyl cis-trans isomerase activity. NCBI's taxonomy places the organism in Eukaryota, Viridiplantae, Streptophyta, Magnoliopsida, Malvales, Malvaceae. The coding region runs from base 96 to 590 and encodes 164 amino acids. Gene Ontology annotation, biological process: protein folding; protein peptidyl-prolyl isomerization. The transcript has 6 exons.
CUUUUUUCUUUUUCUUUCUGCUCUUUCGAAUUUCCUUGUCCUCUGAAACUGAAACCUUUGUCUGUAAAAAAAACCCUUGUUUUUCUCUUUGAAAGAUGUGGGCAAGUUCAGAGGGAGGUGCACCAGAGGUUACUCUAGAAACCUCUAUGGGUGCCUUCACUGUUGAGCUAUAUUACAAGCAUGCACCCAGAACUUGUCGGAACUUCAUUGAACUUUCCAGGAGAGGCUAUUAUGACAAUGUCAAAUUCCAUAGAAUUAUCAAGGAUUUUAUAGUUCAGGGUGGAGAUCCAACUGGGACUGGAAAAGGUGGAGAAUCUAUUUAUGGUCCUGUAUUCGAUGAUGAGAUAAGGUCCGAGUUAAAACAUACUGGAGCUGGUAUUUUAUCUAUGGCUAAUGCGGGUCCGAAUUCAAAUGGAAGUCAGUUCUUCAUUACUUUAUCUCCAGCGCCGUCAUUAGAUGGUAAACACACAAUAUUUGGGAGAGUAUGUAGGGGAAUGGAAAUUAUCAAGAGGCUUGGUAGUGUCCAAACUGACAACAAUGACAGGCCCAUUCAUGAUGUGAAGAUCCUACGGACUUCAGUCAAAGACUAGCACUGGAGUUCAGAAACUGCGAAUUGUAGUUCUAUGAAAUGCCCAUCGUUUCCCCGGAUAUUUUGAAAUUGGAUCAUUCAUAAACGUGUUAUAUACCUUGUAUUAGAGUUAUGUUUAGUAUAAACUGAGCAGAAACAAUUAAUGAACGGCAUUUCUUUUAUAUUUA